This is a messenger RNA of Blepharisma stoltei, 600 nucleotides long. The record is from the annotation of a GenBank genome assembly. Lineage: Eukaryota; Ciliophora; Heterotrichea; Heterotrichida; Blepharismidae.
AUGCGUCCAACUGAUCUUGGUUUUCGCAGUCCAAAAGAAAGGACCCCAGAAUUUUAUAACCCUCUCAUGACCUGUGAUGGCCGCUCACUUUCUAUUUCUCCAAUAAAAAUUCGCCCAAGCUUCUCUAAAAGCAAGCGUUUUCCUCAAUAUGAAGAUGAAGCCAAAAAAACUGGCUUUCGAGUCGGCCCAGGCUCUUACAGCCAACGUUAUAGAACAGUUAGUGGUGAGCGUAUAAAAGGAUCUCCUUUAUAUCACAGAUUUCAUGGGAAUAAAGAUACAUCAAAUAAUGGCUACUAUAUGAUUGGAAACCAUAUGGUUUAUGAUCCUUCUUUUGUUUUAAAAACAAGGAGAGCUAGUAUUGGUGAAUCUGUGUCUCGUGUUGACCCAACGCAAGUUUUAUCCAACCCUGUAACUCGCACAACCUCUGCAAGUAACGAUAAAUUUUCGCCAAAGCACUCUCAAGGGUCUCCUUGAUUUCUAAAGACAGACGGGUCGCCAAGAAGCCAUCACUUUACCAUUAAGGAAGAGUCACCUAGCAAUCAAAAGAGAACAGGGUCUGGAAGUGGAAGGAGGCAAUUUAAGUCGCCUUAUGAAAAUUAA